Messenger RNA from Triticum aestivum (bread wheat), 2057 nucleotides. Its product is annotated as GDP-mannose transporter GONST1. The record is from RefSeq and is a predicted model, not a curated record. NCBI's taxonomy places the organism in Eukaryota, Viridiplantae, Streptophyta, Magnoliopsida, Poales, Poaceae. Bases 12 to 1553 code for a protein of 513 amino acids. The transcript is spliced from 9 exons.
GCGCGGCGAACAUGGGCGCCGCCGCACGCGUCGUCUCCCUUCCUCCACCUCGGCUCCCCCGCCGGCCCGCGACCUCAGUCCCUUCCGCCGCACGCCGGCUCCCCCUCCCCCUCCCCGCGCCCCGAGGCCUCGCCCGCGUUGACCUACUCACCACCGAAGGCGCCAACCACCUUCUUCCACCUCCCGCCGCCCCCCUUUGCGUCCCCUCCAAGCCCCUCCAUGGCGUUGAAAGGCAUCUCCUCCUCCCCCCUUUUAGCAUCUCCCAUCCCCCCUCGCCUCCCAUCACCUCCUCCUUGGAAGAAGCAUCACCGCCCUGCAUUUCUUCCCCGGCCGCCGAGGUUUGCUUCCUUCCGGGCCCGGCCUCCAUGUCACUGGACCACAGCCCCACCGGCUCUCUCGUCGUGUACGGCGAUGACAUCGAGGAGGCCAUGUCCCCCAACCGGAGCGUCGCCGCCGUGGCCGUCAAGGACGGCGACGCCUCCGUGUACAAGAUCAUCCACGGCUUCCUCAAGCAGAAGAACAACUCCAUCAUCAACGUCGCCGCCAGCGUCGCCCGCAAGGCCGCCUCCAACAAGCUGUCGAGGAAGACUUCGGAUGUUUUCGACACCUUGAUUCAGCAGCAGCAGAGCAGGCUGGGGAACAAGACCGGGCCUCUGCUCUCUGGGAUAUCCUACUGCAUAGCCUCUUGCAGCAUGAUAUUGCUCAACAAGGUGGUUCUCUCCAGCUACAACUUCAGUGCUGGCAUCUCACUCAUGCUGUACCAGAAUCUUAUAUCCGUGGUCAUUCUUGUGGCACUCGAGUUCUUCGCUGUAAUUUCAACAGAAGAGCUAACAUGGAAGUUGAUCAAAGUCUGGAUUCCAGUUAAUCUCAUUUUUGUUGGAAUGCUAGUAACCGGAAUGUACAGUUUGAAGUACAUAAAUGUUGCCAUGGUGACGAUAUUGAAGAACAUGACAAACAUUUUAACGGCUGUAGGGGAGAUAUAUGUUUUCAGGAAGUGUCAGAACAAACAGGUUUGGGCUGCCUUAUGCAUGAUGAUUAUAUCAGCUGUCAGCGGCGGUAUGACAGAUCUUUCUUUCCAUUUAAUCGGUUACGCGUGGCAGAUUUUGAAUUGCUUUCUGACAGCAGCCUAUUCGCUUACACUGAGACGCCUGAUGGACACAGCCAAACAAUCAACUAAAUCGGGUUCUCUCAAUGAAGUUUCUAUGGUGUUACUUAACAAUGCGCUCUCCAUCCCUUUCGCGGUCAUUUUGAUUAUUGUCUUCAACGAGUGGGAAUACGUGUACCAAACCGAAGUUAUCAGAGAGCCCAUGUUCUGGUUUUUUGCGACCGCCAGUGGAUUGUUAGGACUAGCGAUCAGCUUCUCAUCCGUGUGGUUUUUACAGGAGACUGGCCCAACAACUUACAGUCUUGUUGGCUCACUAAACAAGAUACCCAUUUCGGUUGCUGGUGUCUUGCUAUUCAAUGUUCCUGUUAGUGUGGAAAAUUUGUUCAGCAUAGUUUUUGGUCUUUUUGCUGGGAUAUUCUUCGCAAAGGCAAAGAUGUCCAAGUCCUAAUGUUCACUCUCCUGGCGCGACUGUAACACGAAAAUAUUCGCACGGCAAGGCCUCCUAUCAACUGUACAGAUAUACGAUCAGAGUCCGUUUGAACUUGUCGAGUCGAUUGGGAUUUCGUGAAACAUUCUGUUUAUUCUUUCCCGGAUUUGUUUCAUAACUGCAUGCAGAAGGCAGUUUGCAGGACUUGUCACAGCUUCUAUCCAAUUGUUGAUCUCUGCUCAAGAAGUUGAGCAGAACAACCAUACAAAAUAAAGGGAAAAGAUUUGGCCAUUUCAACACCGGGAAUUUGCUGUUGCUGUGCCCCAAGAGCUUCCUCUGUUCCUCUGAUAUUUUUCAGUUUCUUAAUCAUUGUAAAUAAAUUGGAAUAUCACAGCCAACCAAUCUUUGGCUAUGAUCUAGAUAUCCGUAUAUACUAGUUAUGUUUAAAAUCAGCAGUCCCAGAGAUAUAAAGGUUGUCGGUAUUGGGAUCUUAGCAAAGCAAAGCUUAACAUGGGUAUAUGACAU